Molecule: messenger RNA, 1043 nt
Organism: Lagenorhynchus albirostris (white-beaked dolphin)
Lineage: Eukaryota; Metazoa; Chordata; Mammalia; Artiodactyla; Delphinidae
Gene: MXD4
Product: MAX dimerization protein 4
Exons: 6
Coding region: 98-724 (208 amino acids)
Biological process (GO): regulation of transcription by RNA polymerase II
Molecular function (GO): DNA-binding transcription factor activity, RNA polymerase II-specific; protein dimerization activity; RNA polymerase II cis-regulatory region sequence-specific DNA binding
Source: RefSeq, a predicted model, not a curated record
GGCGGUCGGCGAGCGGAGCCGGCCGGAGCGGGCCGGGCAGCGGCCGCCGCCGUCCCGGAGCGCGCGCGUGCGCGCGGUCGGGCUGGUGGGCGGGAGGAUGGAGCUGAACUCCCUGCUGAUCCUGCUGGAGGCGGCCGAGUACCUGGAGCGCAGGGACCGAGAGGCCGAGCACGGCUACGCCUCGGUGCUGCCCUUCGACGGCGAUUUCGCCAGGAAGAAAACAAAGGCGGCCGGCCUGGUGCGCAAGGCCCCGAACAACAGGUCUUCACACAAUGAACUAGAAAAGCACAGACGAGCCAAACUCCGGCUCUACCUGGAGCAGCUCAAGCAGCUGGUGCCCCUGGGCCCCGACAGCACCCGCCACACCACGCUGAGCCUCCUGAAGCGUGCCAAGAUGCACAUCAAGAAACUGGAGGAGCAGGACCGCCGGGCGCUGAGCAUCAAGGAGCAGCUGCAGCGGGAGCACCGCUUCCUGAAGCGGCGCCUGGAGCAGCUGUCGGUGCAGAGCCUGGAGCGCGUGCGCACGGACAGCACAGGCUCCGCCGUCUCCACCGAUGACUCGGAGCAAGAAGUGGAUGUAGAGGGUGUGGGGUUCGGCACCGGCGAGCUGGACAGUGUUGGCAGCGGCAGUGACGUGGACGACCACUACAGCCUGCGUGGCGGCUGCAGCCACGGCAGCUACGGGCCCCCCUGCAGGCGGCCUGGCCGCCCCGGCCUCUCGUAGGCCCUGCCCUCUGCUCCUCGGCCCGCCCGCCCGCCCGCCCGCCCGCCCAGCCGAGCGUGUCAACCCUCCGGUCCUUGAAGUCUCUCCACGGGCCCACUGCUGUGCCAUUCUGGAAGCUCCGGCUGCCGCCUGGGCUGCCCGCCUCCGCCCGCCUGCCGGUCAGGGCCUGCUGCGCCGCCCACUCCUCCCACCCAGGCAGGGACCCCUACGGGGAGGCGGGGCCCAGCUCCCGGGGCCCGGAGCCCAGCAUAGCCGCCCACGGUCUGUUCUCAGAUUCCUAAUCAUUCCAGAAGUAUUAAACAUCAUUGCUGCAAACCUC